Messenger RNA from Ciona intestinalis (vase tunicate), 2335 nucleotides. The record is from RefSeq and is a predicted model, not a curated record. NCBI's taxonomy places the organism in Eukaryota, Metazoa, Chordata, Ascidiacea, Phlebobranchia, Cionidae.
AUGACGUCAGAAAUCGUCGCUUAUUCUGAUGCUCUGAAAAGCCUGAACCCGAAAUAUAUUCUUGUUGAAAAGUUAAUGAUAUCCCCCAAAGGAAAAAAAGGUCCCCUGAUUGAACUCCUUUCCGUUAUUAACAAUGAUUUCUUAAUGAACGCCCGUGCCUCUACCCCCGCCAUCCCGUUAGGAGAACGACGUUCAAAACAAUCUUACGGUGGUUUCAGCACUAGAUCUCUACGUAGCGAACGACGUAAGAGUCGCGUUAACCUGAGAUUAGCUAUUCUAGCGAUGGAACAGCAGAAGCUGCACGAAGCCCGUCCAAAAGCACGCGAAAUGCGAGAAGCUGCUGAUAGAAAAGCACGCGAAAUGCGAGAAGAUGCCGAAAGAGUAGCACGCGAAAUGCGAGAAGAUGCCGAAAGAAAUGCCUAUGCAGAUAGUGAUUCUCCAACUACCACAAUCUGUAAAGCCUGCUCUGCACAUAAUAAUAAAAGACGAACAUCAAGUAACAAUACUUUGAUAGCAUUUUCCAACCUCGAUGAAUCUGAUGAUAUUGACAAAACCUCCAGUUUCUUUGAAAAUGAAGUUGUAGUUCCAACAGAUUUUCACUGUUCUGUACAGACUAUAUUUACAAAUGAGGUUUCUUCGUUAAACUCCUGGCAAAAACUUUUCAUUGACCAGCAAGUAAAGAAUGCAAACUCUUCUUCAUCCGGUCAUCGUUACCAUCCAGAUGUUGUCCGCUGGGCAAUUGAACUGUUUAGCAGAUCACCUUCUGCAUAUGAACACCUCCGAACGACUGGAGUUUUAACAUUACCAGCUAAGAGUACAAUUGCUUCUUAUCGGUAUGGGUUUCUUAUUUUUUCUGGACCAGUGUCCUGCAUGUCUAAACUUUUUUACUUUAGCAAUAGCAUUUCACCUGAACCUGGUUUAAAUACAAAGGCCCUGGAAGAAAUAGAAAGGGUGGUUAAACUAAACGGGAAUUUAUCUGCAUAUGUGACACUCGAUGAAAUGAAAAUUCGUGAAAAUUUAAUCAUCAAAAAUGGAAAGCUGAUUGGUUUUGUUGAUUUUGGAAAAGAUCUUGUUCAAACCAAGUCACAGCUUGCAAGUCAUCUUCUAGUGUUCUACCUCCGAUCAAGCGAUCGCGAAAUAUCUAUUCCCUUGGCAUGGUACCCAACCCACAGUACACCACCCCAUGUUCUAGCCAUGUUGUUUUGGCAACUUCUCUGGGAGUGUGAGUCGAGAGGAGUUCAAAUACAUGCUGUGGUGUGUGAUGGACAUCCCAGCAACAGAACUUUUUUCAAACUCAUUGCUUGCCGUCCUUUAAAUGUGUCAGGCCCAGAUUUGUACACAGCAAUCAAUCCUUAUGCAUGUGACAGGCAUAUAUUUUUAUGCUCUGAUCCUUCACAUUUGCUGAAGACUGCACGUAAUUCACUGUUCAGUUCAAAGCCUGGUGGUUCUAGGUAUAUGAACAACAAUGGUGACAUACUCUGGACACACAUCUUAUCAGUUUAUAAGACUGAGCAACAAAACCUCAUGCUUAGCAGAUGUCGUUUAUCUUCAGCACAUAUAUACCUUAACUCCUACACAAAAAUGAAAGUGAACUUGGCAAGAGAGGUUUUAAGCUGGAGUGUAGGAAAAUGUUUAGAACAAAUACCUGCUGCUAAUGCAACCGCAAAAUUUGUUUUGCUGUUUGCCAAAUGGUUCGAUAUUAUGAAUUGUAGUCGAUCCAACCCAAUUAAAACGAUAAUCGGUUAAAUUGGUUGGAAAAUGAUUUUCUCAACUAUCUUUUGGAAUGGGAGAGGCUGGUCAAUGAAAACCACCCAAAUGAGCGUAAAAAGAGGUUAAUGGCACAGCCGACUUUUGACGGUCUCAUUUUUUUAACGAAAAAUUAUAUAGCUCUGGUAAAACAGCUAUUAAAUGCAGGCAGUAGUUGUGUUUGCCUGAAUGUGUUCAGCCAAGAUGUUCUCGAGGCAGUGUAACUUGGUAAGUAGGAUUUUGCUGUCGAAACUUAUUUCAUUAUGCUAAAUUACUAAUCUUUACUUUAUAUAGAGAACUAUUGGCCGGAGGUCACAGAACCCAGAUGUGUUUCAGUCUGGUUAUGGGCUGGAACACAUCACAACUCGCAAAAUUAUAAAAAAAAUAAAAGGAGGGAAUACUACUUUUGGGAAAAAAAAUGCGUGGACAGAAGUCUGUGAAGAGCCCAUAAUAAAAAAGAAGAAAUGAGAAACGAAAAUGGCUAAGAGCCAGCCAAAACGGGUUGGUUUCAAAAUCUUCUACAACUGGCUGUGCUAAGCAAGCUUCUGUCUCAUUAGUUUCCAGACACGAAUAAAAUUCUAUUACCACA